This is a messenger RNA of Pectinophora gossypiella (pink bollworm), 717 nucleotides long. RefSeq names its product DPH3 homolog (gene Dph3). NCBI's taxonomy places the organism in Eukaryota, Metazoa, Arthropoda, Insecta, Lepidoptera, Gelechiidae. Gene Ontology annotation, biological process: protein histidyl modification to diphthamide. Bases 174 to 425 code for a protein of 83 amino acids. The record is from RefSeq and is a predicted model, not a curated record. Gene Ontology annotation, molecular function: metal ion binding. The transcript has 3 exons.
GCUUUUGCAGCAUGUUCGACUACUUCGACUUCGAUUUGUCCAUGUUUUCGUACGUUUGGGUUUCAUGUUCGCUUCGCUCGCUACGCAAUACAGUAAUAAAAUAACUAAUGGGGAUAUGAUUUUGCGUGAAAGCUACAACAAAUAAUCGGAUAAAAGUAAAAGUUCCAACUGCGAUGACUAUAUUCCACGACGAGAUUGAAAUUGAGGACUUUGAAUAUGAUGAAGAUGAAGAAAUGUACUAUUAUCCUUGCCCUUGCGGCGAUCGUUUUCAGAUAAGUAAGGAGGAACUCAUGGCAGGAGAAGAGGUAGCAACAUGUCCCAGCUGCUCCCUCGUGGUCAAAGUUAUUUACGAUUUAGAAAAAUUCACAGCAGAAACUGAAGAAGUUCAUAAAGAUGAUGGAGAUAAAGAAACUGUGAAGGCAUAAUAUAAUAUUGAUGGCAAUGACAUAAAGGUACUACUCUUGGACAAGAGAAAUAGUGUGACUGAAGACAAUGGAGAUUAUUGGAUAUGUCAUAGCCCUUUUUGUUGACACACAUUAGAACAAGGUUCAUUUGUGUCUUGUGAUUUCUUUGUGAUAAAUAAAAAAAUUGCUAUGACAAAACUUGUAAGGCUUAGAGGCAAAUAAAGAACGGCAAUUAAAGUUAGUUGUACAACAUGUGAAAUAGAUUAUUCUGACACUUAGCCUAUUAAAUAUAAAUACAAUUAUUAUUUAGAAA